AUACCUAGCGGUGUCAAACAUUAAAUCUGUAGAAAUUGUACUAUAAUUCCUAUUUUUUUUUCUGUUGUCGUUGUAAGUUGAAAUCGUGUGCAUAAAAGAACAAUUAAUGUAAUAUUGUAAAACGUUGCGUCAUUAUCUUUUGGACAUUACAUUAUUUUAUAAGCGGGAUAUGGAUCCGUUGUGUGUAGUGCGUAUAUCCGUGGUCAAGUUAUGCGACCCGUCAAUACCUAAUGCGUGCGUUGAAAUUGUUAUUAUCUUUGCAGUCGUACGAGUCCCUUGUCGUAGCGGUAUGCGCAUUGAGUGUCGAAAUAUUUGUCAUCGCCCGGAUACUAAUCUUUUGUUGGCGCGGAGGGUAACCUAACGUGAGCUUGUUUCACUCUCGUUUGCCUCUGGUCGUGGUAACCUUUGUUGCUAUCACACAUAACCGUGAACGUUAUCAGUUGUAAUCGUGGUUGUUAUCGGUUCGUGAAAAAAAAAGUAAACAGUUGUGCGUAGUCCGUUGGUGUGGAGUUGCCGUUGCUUGGGUCCCGGUUGUUAAAAUUAACGCCACUAUGUCGAUGGGUAAUGAAUUAAGUGAUCCCAUUCUAAACAGUGGAGUGUGUCACACACAUACAUACAGCGAAUUACAUAGUCUUGUUUCGAAAAUCCGUGAUCAGGUCCAGGUAUUGACCUAUAUAAUAAAUAUUUCGUCGAAGGAAUUGGAAGUGUUGGACGGUUUAUCAAACACAACGAUGGGACCAAAGCCGAGAAUACGUGAAUUUCGAGUGAUGCCAAAAUUAAAUACGUCGAUUACUUACUUCACGGGACGAGAGACUCCUCAGCAGGCCGAAAAUUGGCUGUCGGAUGUCAAGGGCAUUGCGUCGGCUAAUGAAUGGCCGAUUAAUACCCGGUUACAUUUUGUUCGAACAAACUUACGGGCAGCUGCUCGCGAUUGGUUCAGUGAUAGGAAUUUCAUGGAUUGGUCCGAUUUCGAACUUCGAUUCCGAACCACUUUCAUACUCAAUACAAAUACAUUGGACCGCUAUGACUUGCUGAAGGCGCGUGUCCAGAAGGAAAACGAAUGCGUUAUGGAUUAUUUCCCAUCCAAGGUACGUAUGUGCCGCCAACUAGCACUUCCGUUCGUUGAAACAAAAGACCAAUUGCUAAAAGGGUUAUUUUGGCACGAUAUGGCUUUGUACGCUUUGGGAAGAGUUCACCAGUCAAAAAAAGAACUUCUCCGCGAUUUGCUAAAAUGUGAGAGGAGGAAAUCAACUCAUUCGCGGCGUUUCAUGUGCAUUGUUAAUAAAACUAGAAUGCCCGGGCAAACAAUUGUCCCAAAAACCUAUGGGAAGAUGCGGACUCGUUCAUGUCAGCGAAUGGGCCAAAUAAGUGCUAGAGUGAUUGAAUCGGAUGCGCCCAAGAAGAGUUGGUUUGCUAUUAUGGCUCGUGUGAUACAAUUGAAAUCCUGGCAAUUGGAUAGUGAAUAUGGCGAAGAAAUGGAGCUGGAAGAAAAUAGUGACGAAUCUGGAGAAGAAGAUGAGACGACGCUGUGCAGACCAAUCAGGUUGCGAAGGCCCCCAAGUUGGAGGAGAGAUUAUAUCUGACCCACCUGUAAAGCUGUUAACCCUACUGUUAUCACUUCUGAUAUGUACUGCAUUUGUUAUUAUUUUUAUUUUGGGGGGUUUUUUUAUAAUUACCUUAUUAAGAUUUUAUAAUUUUUACAAGGGGUCAUUCAUUAAAGAAGUUAGUGUACAAAUCAUAGGAAGUCCAGGAAU
This is a messenger RNA of Cinara cedri, 1754 nucleotides long. NCBI's taxonomy places the organism in Eukaryota, Metazoa, Arthropoda, Insecta, Hemiptera, Aphididae. The record is from the annotation of a GenBank genome assembly.